Varroa destructor (honeybee mite) is the source of this 6006-nucleotide messenger RNA. RefSeq names its product neuralized E3 ubiquitin protein ligase 4 (gene Neurl4). The record is from RefSeq and is a predicted model, not a curated record. Gene Ontology annotation, molecular function: ubiquitin protein ligase activity. Lineage: Eukaryota; Metazoa; Arthropoda; Arachnida; Mesostigmata; Varroidae.
ACAGCGCGCAAAUAUUAAGCCGCCUGCCAGACGACCCGCCUGAAAUACUUCCAGGAUGUGUCGAAGUAGAAUAGCGUAUAUGUGGGAUCUCCAUGUCGAUGGUUUGCUGUUGUCGAGUGUCAAGUAUGGCGCAUGUAUGGGAGAGAUGGUUUCUCUAUAAGAAAGAGCACUGAUCUAUAAUUGCGAAUACUUAAUAUUCUAUUUAAAUACUACAUAUGCUAUUUAAAUAUACUAUUUAAAUAUUCCAUUAAAAUUAAUUUUUUCGCGAGAUACUUGGUGACGAACCCUGAAAUCAGAUUAUGAACAACGGAUGAUUUUCUUUGGGUAAUGUGAACAGCGGAGUAUCAUCCUGCUAAGAUUCCACCGUUGAUCUUCUAAUUCGCUGACUUUGGGACAAUAUUCUAUAGAGAUCGUAUGUUUCUGGCAGCGAAAUGGCUGAAGUUCAUGUAAUGAACAACUGCGACAGUGUCUUAUAGAUAUCAUAUGGCAAUGGAACAGCGGAAACAUUAUUGUUCGUGCUACUAGAAUUUACUGAGGUACUGCGCCGUUAAUAAUAUCAUUUACUCCCAUAUAAAUCUAUGCGUGGGAGGAAGACACAAAGUCAACAUGGAAAAUCAAUUUGUGUUAUACGACAUAAUUCGAACAGGUGUUGACGAAACACUAUUAAUAAUUUCGCGUUAGUAUAAGGGGUGUUAUUGUGCGUUUUGAGUGGGCGAACGCUUCAGAUGUGAACUUGAAUGAUGACCAUUCUGCUGGUCCAGGAACCUUGUGGUUCUUCCAUUUCAGUGUCAGCGGACCGGAGGAGCGCAACACGACGGAACGCCGUUCAGGAAUUCAAUAAUGGCAUCGUACUAACUUCUCAGGCUCUCGAAGACAACGAACUUGUCAGCGUGACGAUCGAUGCUCUAGUUCCAACUUGGACAGGGUCGAUUCAGCUUGGUGUCACCGCAAGAGACCCCCGCGGUCUCGACACAUUACCAGAUUCGGCUGCCCACUUGAAGGCAUGUACGUGGCUCUAUACUGGGACGUGCAUCCUAUAUAACGGCAAACAAAUUAUUGAAAAUUAUGGAACGGCAAAUUUGGAUAAUUUAGCAAAAGGUGAUCGUGUUGGAGUCGUUCGACAAAGCAAUGGGAGUGUUCAUUUCGUCGUAAACGGUGUAGAUCAAGGGGUAGCUGCUAGUAACACUCCGUCUCGUCUCUUUGCCGUGCUUGAUCUCUAUGGAAAGUGUGUACAAAUAUCUAUUAAUGAUAUCGUACCUGUUGAGAAUAUGAAUAUACUCGCGGUACCCUCACCCAAUUCUCUUGCUUUGCCAAUGAUAACCUCUUCAUCGGCGUCCAACCGUGAACAAGUGGCUUCUUGCAUGUUUGAUAAUUUUACUACUCCUCCUAUAGCAUACCAGAAUUCAGCCAGCGAUUCCUUUACAUCUCGCAUCAUGACGGUCGGUAAGCGCCGGCUUAACGCAUCGACGAAUUUCAUGGGGAAUUCCCGAGAAAAUUCAAGAGCAUCAAACCUGGCCUGCUGUAGUUCCUCGGGAGAGCAAGAUACUGCAGAAGGCCCUUUGCGGUUCCAUGAACGAUGUGGCAGCAAUAUUCGUCUAGCCCCGGACCUUAUGUCAGCCGAGAGGGUCCACCCAAUCGAUCAGUUUAACCAUGGUGUCAUUCUGAGUAAUCGACCUUUGAGACACAACGAAUUAUUCGAGAUUCGGAUCGAUGCCCUAGUAACGAAAUGGAGCGGUUCGUUAGAGGUUGGAGUAACUAGUCAUAGUCCAGAACAACUCGACUUUCCCGAAACAAUGACUUGUAUGAGAUCUGGAACCAUAAUGAUGAACGGUCUAGGUAUUCUAGUUAAUGGAAUGACAACGAAGACCGCGUACGCAUCAACUGAUCUUGAUCAUUUACGGGUGGGUGACAGGGUCGGUGUUGUGUGGCGUUCUGGAGGGCAUGUGCACUUUGUGAUCAACGGAGUUGAUCAGGGGGUUGCAGCGACGGAUGUUCCGGAGGGAGUUUAUGGCGUAGUUGAUUUAUACGGCCGGUCAGCCCAAGUAUCUAUUGUAGUACAACUAGCACAACAGCAACAACAGACAGAUGAGGAUCAGGAUGACGACCAGCAAGCAAUGGGAUGGAACUCUAAGGAUCGAUUGCAAUGGUUUCAACGGCCACUAUGUUUUGCGGCCACUGAUUCCGUAGCAUUUUCUACUGACUUGAGAACUGCCCUUUUUGUGAGCAGCGGCUCUGUACAGUCCGCAACUUUGCUGUCAGAGCGAUCACUUCGAAUUGGAGAGGCGUUUCUUGUCCGUUUGAGGGCGUUGCCGCUAGGAGCACACGUUUCCAUUGGUGUUGCAAUGCGUGUUCCAUCGACAACGGAGAGUAGCGUCUCUCAUGAAAGCGGACUAUGGUUUUUUCCCUCGAGAGGACUGACACUCGAUGGGCAACUUUUCGACAAGAACUAUGGCCGUGACGUAGCCACUCAACUUAAGAAGGGAGAUCGGGUUGGUGUAUUCGUAGCUCGGGAUACGUCGGUUCAUUUUUGUGUCAACGACCGGGACUUAGGCGUUGCACUGCAGCUUGCCCCACUGCCGCUUUGGGGAGUCGGUUCUAUGCUACUCAGUGGACCAGCACCUCAGACAUGUGUCGUUAGUCUUGUUCAGCCAGAAAGACCGUUAAUCGAAGACUUUCGAUCGGACCUCCUUCGUCUUCAUACGACUCGUCAUGGUGCAAAAGCUCUAGUGCUUAACUCGGGCUUAACGGCUGUUCGUGUAGAUCCCUACAAGGACUUCAAUUUAGCCAUUGUUACUUCGGAUCGGCCACUUUAUGAUAACGAGAUUUUCGAGGUCGUUGUCGAGGAAAUGGAAGGUCGAUGGAAAGGUUCCUUAGAGGUAGGCGUAACGUCGGUUCCGCCUGAGCAAAUGAAGUUCCUGCCAACUGCAAAAGAUGCUCGACCUGAUACCUGGAUGCUCUCAGGCUCUACUAUGAUGUGUGCAGGAUCAUCUACUAGUGUCGACUAUGCGUAUGAUUUAAAUCUCGUCCGUGUUGGCUCACGGGUGGGCGUACAGAGAAAAGACGAUGGCUCAUUACAUUAUUUUAUUGACGGUCAUGAUAUGGGAGAGGCGUGUAGCGGAAUGCCUUCUACAUUGUGGGCCGUAAUCGAUAUGUACGGCCAAUGCGCACGUGUUAGCGUUGUAUAUGCCGCACAGAGCAUUGAUCAGCAAGUUCAAAGUUCAGGAUUAUCAUGCGGCCUGACACACGCUUGCAUGUCGUUCAGUCAACAAGCUCGAACAGGCGGCGGGAGUACCAGCCAUCAGUUAAACAAAUCGUGCGGCCACAAUGUAGUUCUUCGUAAUGAUGGUCGUUCAGCAUGCCGUACCUUAGGUUUUAACAAUGGCCUACUCUUUAGCUGUGGACCACUCGACCUAGAGGAACUGUUUGAAGUCCAAAUCGAACAGAUUCACGCUAAUAUGUUGACAGCAAAUGUGAUCGUUGGUUUAACAACGUACGACCCGCAGGGCGGGCCCGUAAAUUAUCGCUCGUUCCAGGAACUUCUUGCAGACACUCGCUAUAUCACCUGUCUUGUUGUUGGAAGGAAGGUAUAUUCAAAUACUACUCUAGUCAAAGAUAAUUAUGGCUCACCCGCACUUGCACGAGCUACUGGAGGCGAGAGGGUUGGUGUAGAGCAUUGUUCGGACGGAACCAUGCACGUGUAUGUAAAUGGGGAGGAUCAGAACGUAGCAACGCAAAAUCUUCCGCGUGCAAUGUUAGCUGUCUUCGAUCUCUUUGGCGCUAUCGAGAGCGUCUCACUUUGCUCAAGCGCCUUCGUUCCCAGUCGACAUACGCCCAGCUGUUAUGAGGCGCUGCCCGUUUCUGUUUGUGGUACGGUAGUGAAUCGCUUCCUUGAGUCGCUCAUAGGUUCAAAUAUUCAGCUGGCGGCUGGUGGGACCUCUGCCAAAAGGGUUGCCUCAUUUAACGACGCAAUCGUAAUGUCAGCUCAACCUUUAGCUGUGGAUCAGGCAUUUUCAGUGCGUGUGUCUCGUUUAAGCUCCGCAAAAUGGGAGUCUUCCAUGUGUAUUGGAAUUCUAGGUGAAAUACCUUUGAUACUUCCAUCUUCAGCGCUGGAAUUUACGAAACUCUGUUGGCUCAUUAUAGGUAAAUCUGUUUACGUCAAUGGUAGAAAGGUAAAAGACAAUUACGGGCCAAAUCUCGACCAUCUAAAGGAACAGUCGACUGUCGGAGUUUUAGUUGACUCAUCUCGUCAGAUGCAUCUCCUUGUUAAUGGAAUUGACCAAGGCAUUGCGUGUGGAAAUGUCUUUGCAUCGCGCUGCUUUGCUCUCUGUGAUCUCUACGGCCGGUGUGAGAAACUAGAGGUUCUCCAGGAUAAUGAGCCUAUAGGUGAUCCGCUGGAGGACACAGCAAUCGAGGCUUUGGAGAAGGCUCACCUUGAUGAUAAUCAGGGUCGAAAAGAAAAUUUACAGGAGCCUCGACCUGUACAGAUCGACAGGACGCGUUUGGCGUUAGCGGCCUGCCCAAACCAUCAGGUAGCCAUAUACUUUCUUCGUUAUGUGCUGUGUCUCCCGUGGCAUCUUGUCGAUGGUCAAAGAUGUUCGUGUGACACUUGUUUGCUUCAAGGAAAUGUAAAAGGAAAGAUGAUGAAGAAGUGCUCUACUUUUACUCUGAAGACUUCCGUAAGGAGCUCUCCAUCAUGGGACGUCGCAUUUAGCUUAGAGAUUCCACUUGGAGCUAUACGGAAAUGUGUUGAUCAUGGCCGUCUGUUAGCACGCCAGGAGUGGGGGGUGGCACCUGUGGUUGCGGCAGGUGCAAGCGCAAAGCAUCUUGAUGGAAAAACAUCUGCGCCAAUUGUUUGUGCAACUCCUUGUCUUCGAUACGCGCUGUCACGAGCACCAGCACAUCGUUUCAGUCCACGGGGUUUCAGUGAGCCUAAGGAGUCGCGAAUAGUUCUUCAAGCUCUGAUUUGUCCUGAUUCCUAUCAAAAAGUUUUCCUAACAGAAGGAGGCCAAUCAAUGGGGUCAGCUUCUACUGUUUUAAACGUUAGUCCUUCCGUUCAACAGGAAAAAUGGGAAGAAUGGCACACGAAGGAAAAAAGUGCUACUGCUGUUCAGGCAAUUAUUGUCUGCCUAGACUAGACGCAAUAGACAUCCAAAGGGAAAGCCGUGGCCAAACUAAUGUUUAGUUUUCUACAUCGUUGUAACUACUAUAAAAACUGCCAAGUAAUAUGUCAUAUUUAAAUUUAAAAUCUGCUGCCGAGCCUGUUAAAUAGUAACAGCUAUAGAACUAAAGCACAAUAAAUAGAACAGAGCCUAAAUGAGAAGAAAGAAGAAGCAUGUUCGGGUGAAUAUGGCCGCGCCACACCGAUGGACGCAGCCGCAUCAAAAAAAUAAACGGGAAAAUCUGGCGUCCAACCUAACGAGGCAUAGCCGAGCAGGGGAUUUUGUCAAGAAAAGCUUGACGCACACAUGAGCUCCAUAAGCCAGUUCUCUACGGUUAAGAAGGAAUCAUGGAUUGGCGUGGCAUUGGUCAAAUGAAGCGCUGAGAAAGACGGAACAAAAAAACAGCCAGAAACGAGAAUCAGUGCUUAUGAUGCUAAUAAAUCGUCAACAAGGAUUGAAAAGAAAUGGCGGCGUCAGCAUUGUGUGCAGUUAGGAGUUAUUUCACCUUCAAGUAGGUUUAUAUCAAUCUGUGACGAUAUUCGUGACAGCUGGUGUUCUAAGUAAUAAGCUAAACUUUAUUAUUAAUAUUACUAUCACAAAGGAAUUCCUUCCCGAUAGGCAUAGUCGCAUAAAAUAUGUUGCUUCCUACAAUACAUUUUAACAACACUGUUAAGAGCGAAUGUUAAGAUGGAAUUGAAAUCAAGGUUUUUACGUGACGAUAUUCAACAAACUUGAGGACGCGAAAAAAGAGCCUGCAUCCGCUCCGUUGUAUAUAAUAGCAAUGUAGAAUGCUUAGCAAAGGUGAUGUGAGUUAAGCUUGAAAUAAAGCAAUUUUACCCUAAACGUA